AAAUUUUUCGCUCGAUUCAAAUAUAUUAUCACAAAAUAAAUAUUUGCAAUGUCUAAAAAUUGUUCGUACAAUAAAAUUGUAGUGAAUAUAUAGGUAAUCAAGUCUAUAAAAAGGGUACAAAAUUUUACAUUACUGAUAGACAAUAAUAAUAAAUAAAUGUUGUAAUAAUGAUAAAGUAAAAGUUGCAAAAUAUAAUGAUACAGCACAUCUGCAACGAAUAGUCCUUCAUCCCUACCAACAUUAACAAUUAUAUUAUUAGCGACGAAUCAAAGCAGCAUUUGAUAAGCGCAACGAUAAGAAGCAUAUAUAUUUUGCAGUAAAUUCUCGUUAUACCUAUCACUUACUUAAUCCGUUUGUUACAUUUUCCAACAAUCUUUGGAGCAACUAUUACGAUUUGCAUUAAAAAAGCAUCAUGGACGUGUGUAAUAAGACUGCAAUGGUCACUGGAGGAGCUGCCGGAAUGGGCUCCAAAUUUGUAGACGUGCUACUUCAGAAUGGUGCCAAAAGUGUUGCGAUAAUCGAUUUGCCGACAUCGAACGGCGAAAAUGCAGCGACUACGUUGGAGAAGGAAUUUGGAAAAGGCCGUGCUGUCUUCAUCGCGUGUGACGUGUCAAAGGCCGAAGAUCUAGAAAAAGCAUUCAAGAAGGUCAUCGAUACGUUCGAGACUCUUGAUAUUGUUAUCAAUAACGCUGGUAUAUUGAAUGAGCACAAAUGGGAACAGACGAUCAAUGUUAAUAUCACGGGUCUAAUUCGUAACUCUUUUCUGGUCUUGAAUCAUAUGGGAAGACACAAAGGCGGCAAGGGAGGCGUAAUCGUGAAUAUAGCAUCUAUAGCUGCAGUAGAUACAUAUCCCCCUGCGCCGGUAUAUGUGGCUACAAAACACGCCGUUCUUGGAUUUAGCCAAUCUCUGGCAGGUCUAUACAAAAAGACUGGAGUGCGAUUUCUUGUGAUGUGUCCAGGUAGUACGAAAACAUCAAUGUCUAAAGAUUUCAAAAGUAGAGUUAUUUCAAUCAUCGACGACGAAUGGGCCAAAGAUGAAUAUGAUAAUUUCGAAUUUAACACUUGCCAACCUGCCGAUUAUGUGGCUCUUGCGGUACUAGCUCUCAUCCAAAAAGGUGAAAACGGAGCGGCUUGGGUCAGCGAGAAUAAUAAAUCAUACGCCGUGAACUUUCCCCAUUAUUUGAAGCGAUCUUCGCCUGUAGAGAGUUAAACAUUUGAUAACUUGUUUUGCUUUAAUUAACUUUAACAUUUGACAUAGUUUAAUAAUGAUUAUCAAUUAAUAUAAACAUUAUUGUAUUAAUUA
Molecule: messenger RNA, 1303 nt
Organism: Nylanderia fulva
Lineage: Eukaryota; Metazoa; Arthropoda; Insecta; Hymenoptera; Formicidae
Product: 15-hydroxyprostaglandin dehydrogenase [NAD(+)]-like
Cellular component (GO): cytoplasm
Molecular function (GO): oxidoreductase activity, acting on the CH-OH group of donors, NAD or NADP as acceptor
Source: RefSeq, a predicted model, not a curated record